AUGGUGAAUGUUCCUAAGACCCGCCGGACAUUUUGCAAGAAAUGUGGCAAGCACCAGCCCCACAAAGUGACACAGUACAAGAAGGGCAAGGAUUCUUUAUAUGCUCAGGGAAAGCGUCGUUAUGACAGGAAACAGAGUGACUAUGGUGGGCAGACUAAGCCUAUUUUCCGCAAAAAGGCUAAAACUACAAAGAAGAUUAAAUGUGUCCAGCCUGACAAAUGCUUUAAAAAGAUUUUCUUCCUUUCACGGGAUAUUCACACUGUGAGUCUUUUUCAUGUAGAUGCUCACCCUUCUGGAGACUCUGUACGCUUUUCUGCUGCCGUGGGCUCUGAGACGUAA
Molecule: messenger RNA, 339 nt
Organism: Acomys russatus (golden spiny mouse)
Lineage: Eukaryota; Metazoa; Chordata; Mammalia; Rodentia; Muridae
Product: 60S ribosomal protein L36a-like
Exons: 3
Coding region: 1-339 (112 amino acids)
Biological process (GO): translation
Cellular component (GO): ribosome; cytosolic large ribosomal subunit
Molecular function (GO): structural constituent of ribosome
Source: RefSeq, a predicted model, not a curated record